Molecule: messenger RNA, 1168 nt
Organism: Drosophila bipectinata
Lineage: Eukaryota; Metazoa; Arthropoda; Insecta; Diptera; Drosophilidae
Product: probable serine hydrolase
Source: RefSeq, a predicted model, not a curated record
AGGAGAACGAUCGUCUACUUAGUAGGCUACUUUGCGGGCCAGAUACUCUAGAUAAUAGGGGUAGUGGUGCCACAAUUUCUGAAUCCAGUCUGGAAAUUGGCGUCGGGCAAAGUUCAGAAAACCCCUAAACGGGAUGGGAACCUUGACCCUCAGCGACAGCGAGGCCGUGAAAAUCGUGGUACCAUGGGGCCACAUAUCGGGUCGCUGGUACGGCAAUCGAAGCGAGCGACCCAUUCUGGCGAUCCACGGGUGGCUUGACAACCUGGGCACCUUCGACCGACUGAUUCCCUUGCUGCCCGACUACCUCGGGGUACUGUGCAUUGAUCUGCCGGGACAUGGAAGAUCCUCCCAUCUGCCACCGGGAAUGCACUACAGCAUUGACGACUAUGUAUUAGUAAUACCCCUAAUAAUGAAGGAGUAUGGGUGGACCAAGGUAUCUCUGUUGGGUCACUCCCUGGGAGGCAUCAUAAGCUUCAUCUACACAGCUCUGGCACCGCACACCGUCGAUCUGGUCAUAUCACUGGACAUUCUGCUGCCAAAAUUGAUAAAGAACUACCAGAAGAAGCUAGAGUAUUUUUCUGAGGGCUUCGAAAAGCAUCUGGUUGAGGAGGAGCGCCAGGACGAGGCUAAUCUCCACGAACCGCCCUCCUACUCGCUGCCGAAGCUACGCAAGGUCCUCGCCAAAGGAAGCUUCAAUUCGGUAGCCCCCGAGUUCGCGCAGCACCUGCUCUACCGACAGGUGACCAAGUCGCAGCUCUAUCCGGACCAAUUCUACUUCUCGAGAGACGGACGGGUGAAGUACUACUACACCAAGGACAUCGAUAAUGGACUGGCCGUAGAAAUGGCGGGACGCAUACGGAAAAAGCCUUACAUGGUGAUUAAAGGAGGAGCUUCCCCGUUUUUGGAGGCGCGCAACUUUAAGAUAUUCGACAUUCUGCGACAAAACAACCCGCACUUUGAGUUCCACGAGGUGGAGGGCGGCACCCAUCACCUCCACCUCCAUGCCGCCGAGGAGUGCGCCCGACACAUAGUGCCCUUCCUCCGCCACCAUCGGCCACCGCCUCUUUCCUCGUGGUCCUUGAACGGAAAAGAGGUCCAGAUUAGUGCCAGGGAGCGAAGAUUAGAGCAGGAGAGAUUUUUCGAACGAAGAAAAAUCAGUAAACUGUGA